This is a messenger RNA of Plasmodium gallinaceum, 1152 nucleotides long. RefSeq names its product microtubule associated katanin, putative. Gene Ontology annotation, molecular function: chromatin binding; protein binding. Gene Ontology annotation, cellular component: Set1C/COMPASS complex. NCBI's taxonomy places the organism in Eukaryota, Apicomplexa, Aconoidasida, Haemosporida, Plasmodiidae. The transcript is spliced from 4 exons. The record is from RefSeq and is a predicted model, not a curated record. Bases 1 to 1152 code for a protein of 383 amino acids.
AUGUUAAUAUUAUUAAAAGUUAUUGAUAAUAUGCUGAAUACUAUAUUAUAUAAAAAAAUUAAAUUAACAGAUGAUGUAGUGAAAAAAUUUGAAGUAAUAAGAGCGUUUAAAUAUAAACAAUCUUUAACAAAAAAUUUAGCAUGGAGUUAUUAUGGAGAAUUAUUACUAACUUCGAAUGAAAAUGAUUCAUUAACAAUUUAUAGCUUAUCUAAAGGAAAUAGCUUAAAAACAUUACAUAGUAAAAAUUGUGGUGUUGAUGUUAUUAGAUUUUUGAAUAAUAGUAAUGAUGUAAUUGUUUGCUCAACCAGAUCUAGUAAUUUAGAACACAAACAAUUUCUUAGAUUUUGGGAUAUAAAAGAAAAUAAAUACUUAAAAUCAUUACCACAAAUUGGGAAUAUAUGUGAAUUAAAUGGUAUUUGUGUUAAUCAAAAUAAAAAAUUAAUGUUAGUUAAUUCUGAUGAUGGUCAUGUAAAAUUAUAUUAUAUUAAUUGUGAUACUCCUUUAGUUUUAUAUAAAUCUGAUUUUAUGAGACCUGUUUCCUGUUUUGAUAAUGAAGGAGUCAUAUUUGCUGCAUCUUUUGGUAAACAAGAAAUUCAUUUUUAUGAUUUGUUAAUGUAUGACAGUGGUGAAUACAACAUUUUUAAUUUAAAAAGUAAUAUGGAUAAAAAUGAAUUUAUCACAAACCUCUUAUUUACUCCAAAUAAUAAAUUUAUAAUUAUUUCUACUAAUGAAAAUAAACAUUUUAAAAUUGAUUCUAUUACUGGACAAUAUAUAUGUUCAUAUAAUUAUCCUACAUAUCAGGAAAAUGAUAAUUAUUUUGACAUAAAUAAUAAUUUAAGCAAUGAAAAAAAUAAUAUUUCAAAUUCUACUAUUAAUUUUUGUAAUCAAUCAAAUCAUAUUAAAAAUAACAAUUUAAAUUAUAAUUUUGAAUAUUCAGAAAAUGACUUUUUUCUUCCAACUAUUACACCUGAUGGACAAUACAUUAUGUGUGGUUGGAAAGAUUCAGGUAUUCAUGUUUGGAAUGAAAACGGAAAUUAUAUAACUUCUUUAUAUGGACAUGAAGGACCCCCAAAGAAUGUAAACUUCAAUCCAAAAUGCUCUAUAUUAGCUUCAAGCUGCUUAAAUGUAGCUUUGUGGCAACCAUCUUUGUAA